Molecule: messenger RNA, 6265 nt
Organism: Pecten maximus
Lineage: Eukaryota; Metazoa; Mollusca; Bivalvia; Pectinida; Pectinidae
Product: serine/threonine-protein kinase ICK-like
Exons: 15
Coding region: 217-1974 (585 amino acids)
Biological process (GO): intraciliary transport; protein phosphorylation; intracellular signal transduction
Cellular component (GO): cytoplasm; nucleus; cilium
Molecular function (GO): ATP binding; protein serine/threonine kinase activity
Source: RefSeq, a predicted model, not a curated record
CCUCGCAAAUAGCAACAACUGUCAUGGCGGAGAUUGUACGUAUGGUUAUGCAAUGAGAUGUAGCAGUAUGACCAGCCGUGGGGAUACCCCCAGUCCCCGCCAACAUUUACUUCUCCAAACCAAAUCCUAGGGGUAGAAGGAACAGUCUUAAAUACAAUCUUGAUAGUAAAGAAAAAUAUAUUAAUUCUAGAAGUUUUAUUACCAAUAUAAUUCAAAAUGAAUCGCUACUCGAUAAUGAAACAGUUGGGAGAUGGGACAUAUGGAAGUGUCCUUCUUGCCAAGUGUGCAGAGACAGGAGAACAUGUGGCCAUUAAAAAGAUGAAGAAAAAGUACUAUUCCUGGGAUGAAUGUUUAAGCCUCAGAGAAGUUAAGUCUCUGCGGAAGUUGAAUCAUGCAAAUAUAGUUAAGUUAAAGGAAGUGAUCAGAGAGAAUGACCAGCUUUUCUUUGUAUUUGAAUUUAUGAAGGAAAAUCUGUAUCAGAUGAUGAAGGAUAGAGAUCGUAUUUUACCAGAGUCAACAAUAAGAAAUGUAACCUACCAAGUACUGCAGGGAUUAGCCUUCAUGCAUAAACAUGGUUUCUUUCACAGAGAUUUGAAGCCAGAAAAUCUGCUAUGCUCAGGUGCUGAUUUAGUGAAAAUUGCAGACUUCGGUUUGGCCAGGGAAAUUCGGUCUCGACCACCAUAUACAGACUAUGUGUCAACCAGAUGGUAUCGUGCCCCAGAAGUACUUCUUCGGUCAACAAACUACAAUUCACCCAUAGACAUAUGGGCUGUGGGUUGCAUCAUGGCAGAACUGUACACCCUUAGACCGUUAUUCCCAGGCAGCUCAGAGAUCGACCAAAUAUUCAAAAUCUGCUCAGUUUUAGGUACACCAAAAAAGGAAGAUUGGCCUGAAGGGGCCAAGUUGGCAGCAGCCAUGAAUUUCAGAUGGCCACAGUGUGUUGCAACUAGCCUGAAAAGUCUCAUACCUAAUGCCAGUAAUGAGGCCAUAAUGGUUUUGAGGGACAGCAUGUUAUGGGAUCCCAAGAAGAGGCCCACAUCUACACAGUGUUUACGGUACCAGUAUUUCCAAGUAGGUCCCAAUAAAGGUAUCAAACCAGAGACUCAGUGGAAUCAGCCUAAGACUGUCGUGUCACCUGCUCCUGUAGCAGCCUCGCCUGUGAGAGUAUCGCCAGUAAAGGAGGAAAGUCGAUACUCGCCACCCAAACCCUUCCAGGAGAAGGUCGAUUAUGGCAAUAAAAUCAACGAUCCCUUACCAUCCUAUGGCAAGGACAAAUUUGACAGUGACCCAAUUGCAGUGGCUGUGAAGAAAGCGCCUCAGAAGAGUGGGGGAAGAAAGCGAUGGGGUGUUGGUGCCUCAGACUUUGAUGACUGGGGAGAUGAUCUAGAUGCCAGCUUCUCUAUUCCCAGUAAACCUAAAAACACAUACAAAGGCAUCAUUCCAUCCAUCAAGCCCAAAAAUGAAAACAAAAAGUUUAACAGGGACUUUGAUGACGAUGAUGAUGAUUUCUUAGGAAGUAUACUGAAUAAGAAACCAAGUCAGAAAAUCCCCCGAGUGCUGUCGGGGCGGUCGUCAGCAGCAUCAUCAGCAAAGCAGCAUUAUCUGGGGAAGGCUCGCUACUUACCAGGUAUCAACCCUCGGAACAGUGCCAAGAAGGACACAGGCAGUCCCUGGAAUACUGGCAUGAACAAAAACACUGGUGGGGGUACGAACAUGGGCAGGAACCCUCUGCCGCCACUGGGUGGACCAAGCUACAAUUCACGGACAAAUCAAGAUUAUUCCUCUCGAAAUCAAGAUAAUUCAUAUGUUCCAUCAUUUCUAUCACAGCCCAAAGGCAAUGCUUAUUCCACGAUGAAUUGGAAGCGAGCACAACCAGCAGGUCCAAUGUCGCUGAAUAAGAACUCUGCAGGCUUUCGGCAACCUGUGGGUGCCACUAACACACGAACAGAUUGGGCCGCUAAGUAUUUAAAGUGAUGGACUUUGGUAACAUUUAAUGACAACUAAGUGCCAAGUGUGGACUCGGUAGUACAGACAUUAUGUCGGAGACGGCCAGUGCUAGUGAUCCUCUGUUAUCUUCAGUGAAUACUUGUGAUACAAGUCCCGAGUAUAUUCCUCCUGAUGUUGAUGCAACAUUUAGUAGCAUUUGGCUUAACCAUAGAAUGGGAAAAUAAUGAUUUUCUUCAGAAUUAUGUACUCAAUUUUUUGUUGGAAGUAAACUCCACGUAAUUUUAAGAUUGAAUUUCAUUAUGACGUGUUCAUUUUUAUAAGAUAAAGGAGGUUAUCAGUGUCUUUGAUAAUGAAGUGUUAAAUGUGAUAAAAAAGACACCUGUUGUUGUUUUGUCUACUUUGAUGUGGGAGAUGUUUUUGUUGAUAUGUUAUUCUAACACCCUCCAUUAGUGUGGGCUGGAGUAAGUUAGGACCAGGCAGAGGAGAGGUGUUAUUCACUGUUUCAAUGUUUACAAAUGUCUUAAAAUUCUGACUCCAGAGAUGGUGCAACCUUGCAAAAGUUGUUUGUUAAUUAUAUUUAAUCAUGCCCCGUGGAAAACUUUGGAGAGCAAGAGAGUUUACCCAUCUUUACUUUACACAUCGAUCAGUGAUUGUAUCCAUGUCAUUCAACGUGAACUUUAUAAUAUAGGUAAUGAAUCAAAUUCAACCAAAAUACACAUUUCCAAGAAAUACAGGACUCCAACUGUAGUAUUGAUCUGUAAUUAGAUGUUUAGUACUCCAACUGUAGUAUUGAUCUGUAAUUAGAUGUUCAGUACUCCAACUGUAGUAUUGAUCUGUAAUUAGAUGUUCAGUACUCCAACUGUAGUAUUGAUCUGUAAUUAGAUGUACAGUACUCAACUGUAGUAUUGAUCUGUAAUUAGAUGUUCAGUACUCCAACUGUAGUAUUGAUCUGUAAUUAGAUGUUCAGUACUUUAACUGUAGUUUUGAUCUGUAAUUAGAUGUUCAGUACUCCAACUGUAGUAUUGAUCUGUAAUUAGAUGUUCAGUACUCCAACUGUAGUAUUGAUCUGUAAUUAGAUGUAAAAAGAAUGAGUAACCUGUUGAAUGAAUUAUUUAACAGUAUUUAAGUAACAAAUAAAACCCAAAACUUCAGUUAAUAUUUUGAAAUAUAGCGGUCCCUUUCAUAAGUAUGUUGUGCACCAACCAAUUUUAGUGAGUGUAAGGGUUAGUCUGGCACCUGGGAACAUCAAAUGUUCUUAAUACUACCAAUGGACUUACUGGUAAAUAAUUUCAUUUUAACGGUUUCAUAUUUGCUAUGAUUAUUUCCAAAUAUAAUUAUAGAUAUUGAGUACAUUUCUCUCAUCCAUGAAUAUACAUGGUAAGUAAUUAACGUAUAAACUUGCAAUCAUAGGUUGUGAAAUAAGACUGAGGGGACACUGAUGUCCGGAUAUAUAAUUAAAUUAAAGCAAGUAAAUUAUUAAUUGAGCAUGUACAUCAGGAGUUCAUUUAAUUUCCUUUUUUUUUACAAUGUGUACAGUAUAACUGAAGUCUAGUGGAAUGGAACCUAAGUGGAUUACACAAAACCUAAGUUUGGUUAAGAAAACCGACAAAAUCCCUGUAGGUACAGUCUCAAUCAAAACAAGAGCAUUAGGCCCAUUCAUCAUUUAAUCAGACAUACUUGUGGUAUGCAUUUUAAAAAUUUUCAGCUGAAAUUGGAUAUAAAAUAUUGUUCAAAAUGGUCCUGUGGAUACUACAUAUUCCUGAAUGCACCACAUGUACUGUACUUGACUUGUAAUAUAGCAUACCCAUUACCAUUUGUUGUGUCCAGCGGUUGUUGAUAUUACACACUUAAUACCAGAGGUGGGGCUGUCUAAAAAAUUAUCAGGAAUGGUUUGGAGACAAGAAGACAUGAAAUUUUGCUCUUGUGUGUGGGGAAAAUUAAAUAAAUAUGAUUAAGAUUUAAUCAUUCUGUUCAAUUUCAACUAUUAAUUUCAGAAUCUUAUUUUUAUUAAGAACAGGAAGUGACUACUAACCUAUAGUUGGUGCUAGAUGCAGGUUAUGUAACACACACCAUUCCUGUCCUGUGAACAGUUUAAUCAUGGUCAUCAAUCAUCAUUAUCAUUUCACAUUAUUUUCACCAAUGAUUUAUUGUACGUAGGUGGUUUCAUCUUGUUGAGAUCACAAUGGUUUUGUCUGUGAUACAUUUCUUUCCAUCCUGUAAAUACAGAAUUAUAUAUAUAUAUUGAAACAACACUGUGAUAUAUUUGAUACAAGACAAAAUGAUCUUGAUUUUCAUUGUAAAAUUGUUUUAGAUAUUUUGGGAAAUCUAAUAUGGCUGAUCUGAUGCUAUUGCAGAAAAAAACAAUAGAAUUUUAGUCAGCAGUUACAAAUUAGCUAGUUAGAACCUGACCCGGAGAUCUGAAGCUCAUGACUGCCAUUCCUUCAAAACCUUUGUCUCCUGAAUGUGUUUUAAAUUAUAGAUAAAACCUAAGCUUUUAAAUAUCAUAUUGAUAUGUUAGAUAUUUUUGACAUUUAUAUAUCUUACUAGGUAUAGGUAACUAUGUAGAUUUUGUAGCAAUUCUUAUCAAAAUACUUUUGCUCUCCUCAUGUUCUUGUAUUCCUCACAAUCAUAAAUUGUAUUUUUUCUGAUUUCCCUCAACUAUAAAAGUCAUCUCUUAGUAAACCACAAACAUGGAAAGCAUCUGCAUGUGUCCCUAGAUUAUGACACCAAGUCACCAUGUUUCUCAAUCACUGACAUGUCCCUAUUUCCUCAAACACACAUAUAAGACGUCCUUGCUUUACUUGAACAUGAAUAUCAAAUCUUGUAUUCCUUAAACACAACUGUUGAGCUCCAUCGUCUCAGAUCCUUGUAUCUCUCACACAUAUGAUACUCCUAAUAAUUAUUAUUUUCUCUUUGAAAACCUACCCCUCAUCCAUUAGAUAACACCUGGAGUUUUCAAGCAAUUCUAAAAGAAUCAACAUCAUAUCUCACUUUAAAAUCCACCAACUGGAUUGUUGGGCAUCCCAAAUUGGUGUAGAUGUUUUUCCAACACUAACUGGUUCCCUUUUGAUGUUGUGAUGAUGUAUUUAAGAAAUAUUACUUGAUAUUUUAUCAAUUUUGAUGAAAUAUCUCUCUUAGCUGUGUAAAACAAAUGUUGAUUUUAGUGAAAUGUGCUUCACAGUUUGUGAUGUUGAAUAGAAGUGGAUGAAUGUGUUCUAUAUAUAGACCAUGGUUUGUUAAUGAUACAUCAGAUCUGGGUGGCUACAACAAAAUCAAAUAAUGAUACAAUGGUAUAGUUGUUAUACAUUUUGAAAGCAAUAAAUUCUUAGGAUAAAAUUUUUGUGAAAUUUUAAGUCAUUGUUAAGUUCACCCUUGUAAAAUAUAUUACAUUUUGUAUGUGGCAGAUGAAAAUUUUAAUACAUACGCAAUUUAGGAUGGAAAAAUUGUAGGAGCAACAUAGACUGAUGGUACAUUUUGUAUGUUAAACAUGAAAACAAUGCAUGCUAGAGAAAGUACAUUUUUUUUAUCUCUUAAAAUGUCAUAGAUUUUAAACAUUAAAGCACUUUUAAAUGGUAACGGGGCAAGUUGUUUCCUGUAAUUGCAUGAGAAUGACAGUUGUGUGGUAGCUGCUAGCAUGUUGACCAAUGUUCAUACAUGUUUUUUUUGUUUGUUUGUUAUAUAUCAGGUGGACUACAUUAUUAUGUAUUAGAUAGUUUGUGCACUUUUUAAGCUUAUUACAACUGUUUUGAAUAAUCAUAUGUCAACAAAUAUCAGAAACUGCAAGUUCCUUUUAGUAUUACCAAAGACAGAUGCUGAAUAAUUCUUCACUGAAGUCAAGAAACUCUAUCAAUUCAGAUUCCUCCAAGUAAUAUACUUUUUCAGAGAAUUUUUUAAAGAAGAAAAUAUUUUAAGAAGGAAAUUUCAUACUUGAUUUUAGACAAAAUUUGAUUGAUAUUAUGUGAAGAAACUAAUUACAUAUAGCAAAUUAGCUCUGAACAAUGCCUAAUUUACAUAUUCCGUCCAAGGGGUUGUUCUAGCAAAAAACAAAACAAAAAAGGAAAAAAAUUACAUUUCCGUCCAGCUAUGUUGUGCUUUAUAUGUAAUUUACAUGUAGGUAGAUUGCGCUCCACUGUCCCAACUUUAGGUUUGUAAGCAUAAUUGCAAUAUUUUAUGAAAGACAUUUGGUUUUACGUGACACCUUGUUAUACAUUUGUCAUGGAGUAACUACAGAAAGCCAGUCAGUUAUAUACAUCACUCUUUACGACCUCCCACGACAUGUGACUUUCUAAGUCCUACUCAAAUAAAAUCAACAGCUACA